AAAAAGGAGACCUCCUGGUCCCGGGAACCAAUCUGCUGUGGACCUGCAUAGCAGAAGAACCAAGGAUGGAAGGCUACUUCUGGAAGACCUUACUGGUGCUUGGGGCUCUGUCAGCCUCUGGACGUGGCGAACCGUCGCACAAGCCACUGACCUAUCAGAAAGCUCUGGAGCUUGGCGUGGCCAACUACAACAACAAAGCCGGGGAAGACUUGCUCUACCAGUUGCUGGAAGCUGUCCCUCAACCUGAAUGGGAUCCCAAUUCUGAAGGUACCCAAGAGUUGAAGUUCACCAUCAAAGAGACGGUGUGCCCUGUGGAGGAAGGCCGUGCCUUGGAGGAAUGUGACUUCAAAGAAGACGGGGUGGUCAGAGAAUGCACAGGCAACUAUUUCCUUGGGGAGAAGCCCCCGCUGGCUUUUGUCACCUGUGACGCCGUGGAGGGAAUAGAGGAAGAGGAGGAGGUAGAAGAGGAGAAGAAGGAUGAGGACGAGGAAGAGGAUCGGUCCAGACGGCGGAAACUGAGGCGGCGACCCUCCAGAAAGGUGAUCAUAAUUGUGAUCAAGUUUUAAGAGAUUGAUUCGGAAAGGCUCGGCUUCCAGAUCUCCGAUCCGAGAAAGCAAAAAAAAAAAAAAAAUCAUUUCUGCAAAAAAUGAUUGGAUGAUUCUCCAGGUUUUUUUUUGUUUUGUUUUGUUUUGUUGUUUCCGAUUCGGGUUUUCCUAAACGGCGGCACGUAUUCACAUUUGGGGUAGCAUUCGAACUCCGGACCCAGGCAGAAAGGGAAAUGCUGCAACAGGUAGAAGUUAGGGAAAGGAAUCAAAUGAAUCAAAUCAGAGGAACGGGAUCUUGAGCAAUUCUAUAGGGUCUCCUCUUUGGGCAGGGGGUUGGAGUAGAUGAUCUCCAAGGUCCCUUCCAAUCGUGUGAUUCUACAAUUCUGUAAGGGUCUCGUGCCUAAGCAGGGGGUGGGACUAGAUGAUCUCUAAGGUCCCUUCCAAUCAUGUGAUUCCGCAAUUCUUUAAGGGAAGGUCAUCUAGUCCAAGUCUUGGAGGUCAUCUAGUCCAGCGGUUCUCAACCUAUGGGUCGCGACCCCAUUUGGGGUUGAUCGACCAUUUUUCUGGGGUCGCCAAAGGCGGCGACCCGCCAUUUUUUUGCGGCGCGCACACGCGCACCGCACAUGGGGGCGGCCCCGCGCGUGGGGGCCGCCGCGCAUGCGCGCCGCGUGAGGGGCGACGCCACGCAUGUGCGUCGCGCAUAGGGGGGCCGCCCAUGCGCAAAACGUUUGUGUGACGGGGGUCGCCGUCACACAAACGUUGAGAACCGCUGAUCUAGUCCAAGUCUGUGCCUUCUCUUUACAAAGCUUGUAAAUCCAGUGAAUAAUAUGUCCAAACUGUGACGGACAGGAAAACGACUCCGCAAAAUGUAGAUGGAGAAAUUCAGGUAAAUCUGAAUUUUGAUGUGUAUAGACCAGUGCUUAGUGGGAACUGACGGCCUCAUCUGGUUGGGAUAAAAUGGAUCUAAUCAGAGGAACCGAAUCUUGAGCAAUUCUAUAGGGUCUCCUCCUUGAGCAGGGGGUUGGACUAGAUGAUCUCUAAGGUCCCUUCCAAUCGUGUGAUUCCGCAAUUCUUUAAGGGUCUCCUGCCUGAGCAGGGGGUUGGACUAAAUGACCUCUGAGGUCCCUUCUGAAGGAAAUAAGUUAUUCUUUUAUAAAAUGGUAGAAAAAAUAAUUGUAGAAAUGUAAUGCCAAUAUACGAAACUGUCUUUUUAGUACAAAUGUAACACUGUAACGCAAAUGGAACAAUGCAAUGCCAAUAUAUGAAGCAGGAAUGUUUACGGUUUCCUGCCCAUGUAAAAAUGGCUACAAACGGUAAUCAGCAAAGAUAAUUAAUUAUGACCAAAUGUUUACUAUUUCCUGCCUAAAAAUCCUCCGGACACAGGAACUUCCACUUUGAGUAAGAAUCCUACUAUCAAAGAGGGGGAUUUGGACCCAAGGUGAGAAUUACAAAUAAACAAAAUAACAGCAGGUUAACAAAGUACAACUUCAAAGUACAUCUAUAAAGAUGAAAGAGCUGCUUAGAUGUGACAUGCAUUGUAGGGGUAUAAAAUGCAAAAACGUGAAACCAGGCCAGCGUGCUGAGUGCAAACCUCUUUUAGUCUCUUCUCUUUUUAUUCUUUUUUAUGUUAUUCUCCAAUAAAACUUUGUUUUGUUAACCAGA
Crotalus tigris (Tiger rattlesnake) is the source of this 2207-nucleotide messenger RNA. RefSeq names its product cathelicidin-related peptide Oh-Cath-like. Gene Ontology annotation, molecular function: lipopolysaccharide binding. Bases 66 to 566 code for a protein of 166 amino acids. The record is from RefSeq and is a predicted model, not a curated record. NCBI's taxonomy places the organism in Eukaryota, Metazoa, Chordata, Lepidosauria, Squamata, Viperidae. Gene Ontology annotation, biological process: defense response to Gram-negative bacterium; innate immune response; antimicrobial humoral immune response mediated by antimicrobial peptide. Gene Ontology annotation, cellular component: extracellular region. The transcript has 4 exons.